GUGCUAACGUUAAUCAACAUACAGAACGAAAAAGCUUGGUAGAGUUAAGAUGGCGGCAUGUGGGUGAGGAGGCUGUAGUUCUAAGCUCGGGAUUUUUUGUCAUAAAAUAUUUAUAUGAAUCCUUACAUAUACAGAUAUCGAGAAAAUAACAUUUCCCAGACACAUUUGUGUGUUCAUUUGGAUUGGAUCCAUGACAUCCAUACACUUCGUGGUUCACCCGUUGCCCGGGACUGAGGACCAGCUCAAUGACAGACUUCGUGAAGUGUCGGAGAAACUCAACAAAUACAACUUUAACAGUCAUCCACACCUCAACCUGCUGGAGCAGGCCACCUUAAAACAGUGUGUAGUUGGACCAAACCAUGCUGGCUUUCUGCUUGAGGAUGGACGUGUGUGUCGGAUCAGCUUUGCUGUCCAGCCUGAUCGUCUGGAGCUGACCAAACCAGAUGGCAACGAUGGUUCAAAGUUGAGUGGCAGUGGUUCAGGGACAGGAAGGAGCUCCAGGCCAGGCAGGACUAGUGAUCCUCCCUGGUUCCUGUCUGGCUCUGACACACUGGGCAGACUGGCAGGCAACACCCUUGGGAGUCGCUGGAGCUCCGGGGUGAAUGGUGGAUCAGGUGGAGGAGGAGGAGGUGGCGGCGGCGGCAGCAGCAGCAGUGUAGGAGGUGCAGGGGGAGGAGGUGUAGGAGGAGCGGUCAGUGGAGGAGGUGGUGGAGGCUCCUCUGGGAGGUCGUCUACAGCUGCCAGGGACUCGAGACGUCAGACCAGGGUGAUCCGCACAGGGAGGGACCGGGGCUCUGGUCUCCUGGGUAGRCAGCCCCAGCCUGUCAUCCCUGCCUCGGUCAUCCCAGAGGAACUCAUCUCCCAGGCUCAGGUGGUCCUCCAGGGGAAGUCUAGGAGUGUGAUCAUCCGGGAGCUCCAGAGGACCAAUCUGGAUGUCAACCUGGCCGUCAACAACCUACUGAGCAGAGACGAUGAGGACGGUGACGAUGGCGAUGACACAGCCAGCGAGUCCUACCUCCCUGGAGAGGACCUGAUGUCCUUGCUGGACGCUGACAUCCACUCAGCCCACCCCAGUGUCAUCAUCGAUGCUGACGCCAUGUUCUCUGAGGACAUCAGCUACUUCGGCUACCCCUCCUUCAGACGCUCCUCCCUGUCCCGCCUGGGCUCCUCGCGAGUUCUCCUUCUUCCCUUAGAGCGUGACUCAGAGCUGUUGCGUGAGCGCGAGUCUGUGUUGAGGUUGCGGGAGCGGAGGUGGCUGGAUGGGGCCUCGUUUGACACAGAGAGGGGCUCCACCAGCCGCGAGGGGGAGCCCAGCCUGGACAAGAAGAACAUCCCCGUCCAGAGCCCUGUCUCUCUGGGCGAGGAGCUGCAGUGGUGGCCUGACAAGGAUGGUGUGAAGUUUGUGAGCAUCGGGUCCUUGUUCUCUGAGCUGGUGGCAGUGAGCUCUAAGGGGGAACUCUACCAGUGGAAGUGGAGUGAACCAGAACCAUACAGAAACACACAGAACCCUUCUAUCCGCCACCCCCGGGUGUCCUUCCUGGGCCUGACCAAUGAGAAGAUCACCCUGCUGUCUGCUAACAGCAUCAGAGCCACCGUGGCCACGGAAACAAAUAAGGUGGCGACCUGGUUGGAUGACACCCUGAGCAGCGUGGCGUCCAAGCUGGAGCACAGUGCCCAGGCCUACCCUGAGCUGCAGGGGGAGCGCGUUGUGUCUUUGCACUGCUGUGCCCUCUACACAUGCGCCCAGUUGGAGAGCAGCCUGUACUGGUGGGGUGUUGUGCCUUUUAGUCAACGGAAAAAGAUGCUUGAAAAGGCUAGAGCCAAGAACAAGAAGCCAAAGUCGAGUGCCGGCAUCUCCUCAAUACCCAACAUCACCGUGGGAACGCAGGUGUGCCUGAGGAAUAACCCCCUCUACCACGCCGGGGCCGUUGCCUUUUCUGUCAACGCUGGGAUCCCCAAGGUGGGACUGCUCCUCGAGUCUGUCUGGAACAUGAACGACAGCUGCAGGUUCCAGCUGCGAUCACCAGAGAGCCUCAAGAACAUGGACAAGACCACCAAGACACAGGAGAUCAAAACGGAGAGCAAGCCGGAGUUGGUGAAGACUGAGAUGGGGCCCCCUCCUUCCCCGGCCUCCACCUGCAGUGACACCUCCUCCAUCGCUAGCAGUGCUUCGCUGCCCUACAAACGAAGACGCUCGACCCCGGCUCCCAAAGAGGAGGAGAAGGUGAACGAGGAGCAGUGGCCUCUUCGGGAAGUGGUGUUUGUGGAGGAUGUUAAAAAUGUCCCUGUGGGAAAGGUGCUGAAAGUGGACGGCGCGUAUGUAGCUGUGAAGUUUCCAGGGACGUCAAGCAGCGUGAGCACACAGCCGAGUCUACCUAGUGCUCCAGCUCCCAUCACUGACUCUGACCCCUCCUCACUGCUGCAGGACUGUAGGCUGCUCAGAAUAGACGAGUUACAGGUGGUGAAAACUGGUGGAACUCCUAAAGUUCCAGAUUGCUUCCAGCGUACACCUAAAAAACUCUGCAUCCCAGAGAAGGCUGAGAUUCUGGCUGUGAAUGUUGACUCCAAAGGAGUCCACGCAGUGCUGAAGACUGGUAACUGGGUGAGGUACUGUAUCUUUGACCUGGCCACAGGCAAAGCAGAGCAGGAGAAUAACUUCCCCACCAGUAACCUGGCCUUCCUGGGGCAGAGUGAACGCAAUGUAGCAAUCUUCACCGCAGGACAGGACUCCCCAGUCAUCCUUCGGGAUGAAAAUGGCACAAUUUACCCAAUGCCAAAGACUAUUGGGAUCCGAGACCCUGAGUGGCUGGACCUGCCGCCCAUCGCGAGCCUGGGCAUGGGGGUGCACUCCCUGGCCAACCUCCCACCAACUCACCAUCAGAAGAAAGCUGCUAUUAUCAUAUUGGCUGUGGAGAAGCAGACGUUGAUGCAGCACGUGCUGCGUUGUGACUUUGAGGCCUGUCGUCAGUACCUGGUGAACCUAGAGCAGGCUGUUCUCCUGGAGCAGAGUCCCCACGUUCUCCACUCCUUUCUGGGCCACCGCUGCGACGGCAACCGCAACAUCCUCCACGCCUGUGUCUCUGUCUGCUUCCCCGUCAGCAACAAGGAGACCAAGGAGGAGGAAGAAGCUGAACGGUCUGAGAGGAAUACGUUUGCAGAGAGACUGUCAGCAGUGGAGGCCAUGGCCAAUGCUAUCUCUGUUGUUCCAUUUGUGUCUUUCCACCAACUCAAUGUAACCUGUAAGUGUCUUUGUCUGCGAGCUGCGUCUGAGGAGAUGAUGAGCGGCUCUCUGAGAGCAGCUGGGCUUGCCGUCACGAGUCGCGGCCCCCUCCUCCAGCGACCACAGGACCCCCGUGUCACCCAUCCAUCGCCCCUUCCCAGCUGGGUGCCCGACCCCGCUCCCAUGGACCCAGACGAGAGAGAUUUCUCUCGUUCUCUCUCUAUUUCCCCAUGCACCGCUCUCAUCCCCUUCGUCUUCCCAUCUCUCCACCAAGGUGCCAGCAGUGUCCCUGCCUUCUUUUCAGAGGACGACUCCCAGUCCAACGACUCGAGCGACUCGGACAGCAGCAGCAGCCAGAGCGACGACGUGGACCAGGAGACCUUUCUAUUGGACGAGCCCUUGGAGAGGACCACCACCGCCUCCCACGUCAACAGUGCUGCCCAGGCGCCGCGCUCCAUGCAGUGGGCUGUACGCAACACCCCCAGCCAGAGAGCCACGGGCAGCGCCCCCUCCAGCUCCUCCACCCCUGCUGCGAGCUCCACAGGUCUGAUCUACAUCGACCCGUCCAACCUGCGGCGCAGCAGUGCCAUCAGCACCAGCGCGGCCGCUGCGGCUGCAGCUCUGGAGGCCUCCAACUCGUCCAGCUACCUGACGUCAGCCUCCAGCUUAGCCCGGGCCUACAGCAUCGUCAUCAGACAGAUCUCUGACCUGAUGAGCCUCAUCCCCAAGUACAAUCACCUGGUCUACUCCCAGUACCCUGCUGCAGUCAAACUCACCUACCAGGACGCUGUCAACCUGCAGAACUUUGUUGAGGAGAAGCUGAUCCCUACGUGGAACUGGAUGGUGUCCAUCAUGGACUCUACAGAGGCUCAGCUGCGUUACGGCUCGGCCCUGUCCUCAGCAGGCGACCCCGGACACCCAUCCCACCCCCUCCACGCCUCGCAGCACUCCGCCCGCAGGGAGCGCAUGACCGCCCGCGAGGAAGCCAGUCUCCGCACCUUGGAGGGACGGAGGCGUGCGGCCACUCUGCUGACAGUGCGUCAGGGGAUGAUGUCAGCGCGGGGAGACUUCCUGAACUACGCCCUGUCUCUGAUGCGUUCCCAUAAUGACGAGCACUCUGAUGUUCUGCCUGUGCUAGAUGUGUGUUCUCUCAAACACGUGGCCUACGUCUUCCAGGCCCUAAUCUACUGGAUCAAAGCCAUGAACCAGCAGACAACUCUGGACACAACACAGAUGGACCGCAAGAGGAGCCGUGAGAUUCUGGAACUGGGACUGGACAAUGAAGAUUCUGAACAUGAGAAUGACGAGGACACCAAUCAAAGCUCCACGCUCCAGGAUAAGGAGGAUGACCCGGUCCCUUCUGAGACGGGACAGAACCACCCGUUCUUCCGGCGCUCUGACUCCAUGACCUUCCUGGGCUGUAUCCCCCCCAACCCCUUCGAGGUCCCCCUGGCUGAGGCCAUCCCCCUGGCAGACCAGCCUCACCUCCUGCAGCCCAAUGCAAGGAAGGAGGAUCUGUUUGGCCGUCCUAGUCAGGGCCUGUACUCGAAUUUGGCUCGACAGCAAACUGUGCCGAAGCUCAGCCAAAGAGGACUGCAGUAG
Messenger RNA from Salvelinus sp. IW2-2015, 4822 nucleotides. Lineage: Eukaryota; Metazoa; Chordata; Actinopteri; Salmoniformes; Salmonidae. The record is from RefSeq and is a predicted model, not a curated record.